Messenger RNA from Pantherophis guttatus, 2115 nucleotides. The record is from RefSeq and is a predicted model, not a curated record. NCBI's taxonomy places the organism in Eukaryota, Metazoa, Chordata, Lepidosauria, Squamata, Colubridae.
AUGUACUGGAAAAUUCUGUCCUUCCUUUUUGCCAUUCAGGAAAUCAACAAAGAUCCUCUUCUCUUGCCCAACCUCACCCUGGGUUAUUACCUCCAUGACAACUUUCGAGACAAAAUGUUGACAUUGGAUGGUCUGUUGGAUUUGCUUUCGACUGGAGAGGCCAAUGUUCCCAACUACAGCUGCGGAAGGAAGAGAAACAUGCUGGUUCUACUGGAAGAGACCAACUCUGAUAUAUCCAUCCUUAUGGCUGCCAUAUUGGGCAUCUACAAAAUCCCACAGAUUGUGGCACAUGCCUUAAAUGUGGUCAAUUCACCCCGAUCCCAGUGGACAAGGAUGGAGAGAAAAGACAAGGUGGAAGUUGAAAACAUUCAACCAUGGCAGCUUCACCAUUUCCUGAAGAAUCCUCAGAUCUACAACAACACCAUAGAAGGAAUGUAUUUGGAUAGAAAUGGAGAUUUGAUGGCUGACUUUGACAUUGUGAGAUGGGUGUUGUUUCCUAAUAAGUCGACCACCAGAGUGAAAUUUGGGAGUCUAGACAGAGAAGGAACCAUUGGAGUCAAAUUCAGCAUCAACAAGGAAGCCAUCACGAGCCCUCAGUGGCUCAAUCAGCCCUUGCCUUACUCCCAGUGUGUGGAGCCUUGUCAACCUGGCUAUUUCAGGGUGGUCCAGGAAGGAAAACCAAUCUGUUGCUACAACUGCGUCCCUUGUGCAGAAGGGAGCAUUUCCACCCAAGAAGAUGCAGACCACUGCACCAGGUGUCCAGACAAUCAGUAUCAGAACAAGCCUCGAGAUCAAUGUAUCCUCAAAACUGUCACUUUUUUGUCCCAUCAAGAGUAUUUGGGAAUUAUUCUUACUUUCUUUGCCCUAUUCCUGAUCUUAACCACAGUUUUAGUCUUGGGAAUCUUCAUUAAAUUCCAAGAAACUCCAAUUGUCAAAGCCAACAACCGGGACCUCUCCUAUAUCCUCCUGGUCUCCCUUUUUCUUUGCUUUUUGACUUCCUUUCUCUUCAUUGGACGGCCAAGGAGAACCACCUGCCUUCUCCGACAAACAAUUUUCAGCAUCAUCUUCUCAAUUGCCGUGUCUACCGUCUUGGCCAAAACAGUCAUGGUGGUGCUGGCCUUCCUGGCCACAAAGCCAGGAAACAGAGUGAGAGGGUGGCUGGGCAGGAGUCUGACCAACACCAUCAUAAUUUCUUGUUCCAGUGUCCAGGUUGUCAUUUGUUUCACCUGGUUAGGAGUCUUUCCUUCAUUCCCUGAUUCUGACAUGUAUUCCCAGCCUAGAGAGAUUGUUCUGCAGUGCAAUGAAGGCUCGGUCACUAUGUUUUAUGUUGCCCUUGGUUACAUGGGUUUUCAGGCUGCCAUUUGCUUCAUAGUGGCCUUCCUGGCCAGGAAUCUACCUGGGUCCUUCAACGAAGCCAAGCUGAUCACCUUCAGCAUGCUGGUCUUUUGCAGUGUCUGGAUCUCCUUUGUGCCUACCUAUCUCAGCACCAAAGGGAAAUUCACGGUUGCUGUGCAGGUCUUCUCCAUCUUGGCUUCCAGUGCUGGGCUGCUGGGUUGCAUCUUCAUCCCUAAGUGUUACAUCAUUUUGCUGAGGCCAGAUCUGAAUACAAAGGAACAUCUGAUGUUCAAAAGUGAAGUAAAAAAGUGAUGCUGAUGGAUGUUCUGGGGAUAUAAUUCCCACCCAAUAUAAUUCUCACCCAUUGGGUACUUUUCAGGAGAAAACACUAUCAGGCUGCUUUUUGAAGUGAUCUCCUGCUUAAGCCUAAUUUCCAUGUUUUUAUGUUUCUGUGUCUGGUAGUAUUAUUUAGCAUUUUGGGCUUCAUUAUUAGCCUUUAAGUGAGGACGUUAAUAGAAUUUUAGUCUGGCAGUGUUGACCUCCUUUCAGAUUUUAGGAAAGCAUGCUUUUUUCAUGGGGAGAAAGCAGCCUUUUCAACAACUGAAUCUUAGUCAGUGUAUUCUGAAAGUAAUUGAAUACACUUGCAAGUUUUAAGUAAGAUACUAAUCCAUCUUGGAAAGAGCAUGAUGUAACCCAUAAAUUUACCUCAUGUGGAAAGUAAUCUCUAGUCAAUAUUUUCUAUUGUUCACUUGUCAAAUGUAAUAAAUGUCUUUCAUUCUU